AUGCUUUCUAUACCUUGGUGGCUUUUUGGAACAGUACCCGAUGAUGAGAAUUCUGUGGAAAUUACUGAAGAAGUUCAGACCGACGAGGGAUGUGAUGAAUUUUUCACGCCACAGUUCAAAGCUCCGUCGAAAACGUUGCCCGUCGCCGAAAUUGACAGUUCUCCGCCAGAGUCUGAUAAAGAUACAAAGAAAAUAUUUAACUAUGAGCAACGAUCUUCAUUAGAAAGAUGCGAAACAGAGAUGCUCAGCCCAGAUGCGAACGAGGAUCCAUUUUUUGGUAUCGACUUCGAUAACGUUCGAGCUUUUCGCCCAAUACACUCGGAUGUUGUCGACCAGCGAAGUUCUGAAGAGCACCUUCUUGACGAAAUUAUUCAACUUGAAACUCAAUGCGGUGAUGAGGAACUAAACGAAGAAGUUGAAAAUCCCCAAAGUUCUGAUCGUGAUUUUCCAUUGUUUUUCACAUCAUUCAAUGAUACUACUGUCAUUUUCAACAGCACCAUAACUGGAGAUAUUGAUUUGGAUUCUAUCCAUACACCGCUAACAAAAUCUGAUUCAGAAGAGUCAAACUUUAUAUUCAAAAAUAAUAAAAUACUUCAGGAGGAUCAGGUUAUCAAGAAAAAUUCGAAUGACCCAACGAAGAUAAUUCCAAAAAAAUCUCGAUCUCAAAACAAGAAGCACAAAUUGGAAAAUCAAGAAUUGAAAAGCGAAGUUUCAACGAAAUCAUUUGAAAAUGUUACGAAGCCGAAACGACAACGAAAAGCGCAGGUUAUUGUUGAGCCUGUAACUCCAAAAAACAAUAAAGCAGUCGUGUACCCACCAACUCCAAUCCGUCGAAUUACCCCAUCUCGAAAAGCCAAAGAAAAGCCUAAAAUUUAUCAUUUUGAUUAA
Molecule: messenger RNA, 888 nt
Organism: Caenorhabditis bovis
Lineage: Eukaryota; Metazoa; Nematoda; Chromadorea; Rhabditida; Rhabditidae
Source: the annotation of a GenBank genome assembly